UCUCUCCCUCGUUUGGCUCGUUCUCUCGUUCAUUUGCUCGUUCCCCUCAUUUGCUCCUCUCCUCUCUGCGCUCUCGGUUUUGUCGCUCUUCUUCUUCUUCUUCCUCCAGAUGCUGGUGUCCUCCGGUCCUCCCCCUUCCCAGCAGCCCCCCCCCCGGCUUGCCGCACGCUCCGUUCUGCUCCGUUCCACGGUUCUGUUAGCAGAGCGCCACGAGACCAGCUGCCUCUCUCUCUCUCUCUCUCUCUCUCUCUCUCUCUCUCUACGCCUCCCUCUCCCUCUCUCCUUCUCUGCCCGAUCUGCGCGGUGGUGCUUUUUUAACCGUGGGGUUCCGCCAGCCUCCGGUGAGUCCGUGCCCGUCCGUGCCGCCGCAAAGUUUGUGAGCGUUUGCGUUUGUGUCUGUGAGCGUUUGCGUCUGUGAGCGUUUGCGUCUGUGAGCGUUUGCGUUUGUGAGCGUUUGCGUCUGUAAGCGUUUGCGUCUGUGAGCGUUUGCGUUUGUGUCUGUGAGCGUUUGCGUUUGUGUCUGUGAGCGUUUGUGUUUGUGUCUGUGAGCGUUUGUGUCUGUGAGCGUUUGCGUCUGUGAGCAUUUGCGUCUGUAAGCGUUUGUGUUUGCGUCUGUGAGCGUUCGUGUUGUGUCUGUAAGCGUUUGCGUUUGUGUCUGUGAGCGUUUGUGUUUGCGUCUGUGAGCGUUUGUGUUUGCGUCUGUGAGCGUUUGUGUUUGCGUCUGUGAGCGUUUGUGUUUGCGUCUGUGAGCGUUUGCGUUUGUGUCUGUGAGCGUUUGUGGGGGUGUUUGCGUCUGUGGGCGUGUUUGUAUCUGUUGGGGUGUUUGCGUUUGUGUGUGUCUCUCACACGUUUGCAGAACUCGGAAACAGGACAGAGCUGAGCGAGAGAGAGAGAGCUGAGCGUGAGAGGGCGAGGGAGAGAGAGAGAGAGAGAGAGAGAGAGAGAGCUGAGCGUGAGAGGGCGAGGGAGAGAGAGAGAGAGAGAGAGAGAUCCCCGGAGCUGCCUCUACACUUCGGCACAGCGGCACGGACGAAUCUUUACCUCAACUGCUGAGGGAGAGAGGGAGGCGGAGAGAGAGAGAAAGAGGGAGAGAAAGAAAGAAAGAGAGAGAGAGGGAGAGGGAGAACUGGGACAUGAUCGCGGUUGUGACACACGUUAACAUCGGCGGGCUGAGCCGCACACGUUCCGGCUGUGAGAUCUGAGCGGGGGGGACUGCGGAAGGAGGGAGAGAGAGAGCGAGAGAAAGAGAAAGAGAGAGAGAGAGAGGGAGAAAAGAGGGAGUCUGCGGUCUCCGUUGAUCACAGAAGAAGUGCCGGUACCCCCUGGAUGAAACAGAGCCGGAGUCUCUGACUCUGCCUCCCCCCCCCCCACACUACCCACCACCUCCCCCCUCCCCUCUCCCCCAGCAACUUGUUCUCCUUCCUCCUGCAUUUUGGUUUGGACUACGGACCUGGGGAAACCGCCGAGGCGCCUCCCGUCCGCUCCGGAACGUUCCGGACCGCCGCCGCUCGCUCCGGCGCUCGGCCACUUCCAUGCCGUCUCUUCUCCCGCUCCGGACAGACGCACGGACGCACGGACGCACGGACGGACCCGCACGCUCGCACAGGACUGCGGCGAAAAGCCGGACCCCACAGGCAGACCCCCCCCCGGCCCGUCCCGCUUAGAUCCCACGUUCCCGGGGGCUGAGGAAGAGGAGGACGGGAGGAAGACAUGCAGGUGUCCUUCGCCUGCACGGACCACAACCUGAAGGCGCCGCGGAACGGCGACGGGCACGGCAAGGCCAAUGCCACCAGCCCCAACGCGGGCAGCGCCGCCCGGGCGCGCUUCCGCACCGUGGCCCUCAUCGCCCGCAGCCUGGGCUCCUUCACCCACCGCCACCACAUCUCCCUCAAGGAGUCCACCGCCAAGCAGACCGGCAUGAAGUACCGGAACCUGGGGAAGUCAGGGCUGAGGGUCUCCUGCUUGGGGCUCGGAACUUGGGUGACAUUUGGAGGCCAGAUUUCUGAUGAGGUGGCGGAGCGGCUCAUGACCAUCGCCUACGAGAGCGGGGUGAACCUCUUCGACACCGCGGAAGUGUACUCCGCCGGAAAGGCUGAGAUAACCCUGGGAAACAUUAUCAAGAAGAAGUGCUGGAGGAGGUCAAGCCUGGUCAUCACCACCAAGCUGUACUGGGGGGGAAAAGCGGAGACGGAGAGAGGCCUGUCCAGGAAGCACAUUAUAGAAGGACUGAAGGGCUCCCUCCAGAGGAUGCAGCUGGAAUACGUGGAUGUCGUGUUUGCCAACCGCCCUGACAGCAACACGCCCAUGGAGGAGAUUGUGAGAGCCAUGACCUAUGUGAUAAACCAGGGCAUGUCCAUGUACUGGGGGACCUCGCGGUGGACAGCUAUGGAGAUUAUGGAGGCGUACUCUGUGGCCCGCCAGUUUAACCUGAUCCCGCCCGUGUGCGAGCAGGCGGAGUAUCACUUCUUCCAGCGGGACAAGGUGGAGGUGCAGCUGCCUGAACUCUACCACAAGAUAGGUGUGGGCGUGGUCUCGUGGUCCCCGCUGGCCUGCGGAAUCAUCACGGGGAAGUACGACAACGGCAUCCCAGAAUCCUCCAGGGCCUCCAUGAAGUCGUACCAGUGGCUGAAGGAUAAGAUUCAGAGUGAGGAGGGCCGGAAGCAGCAGGCCAAGCUGAAGGAGCUGAGUCGCAUCGCCGAGAAGCUGGGCUGCACCCUCCCCCAGCUGGCCGUGGCCUGGUGUCUUCGGAAUGAGGGCGUGAGCUCGGUGCUGCUGGGAACCUCAAACCCGGAACAGCUGACGGAGAACCUGGGCGCUAUACAAGUGCUUCCAAAGAUGACGUCGGACGUGGCGUCUGACAUCGAUCACAUCCUGGGGAACAAACCCCACACAAAGAAGGAAUCUCGGUCGUAGGGCCCACCCCAGGGACCCCCCCCCCCCCCGCCCACUGCUCUCGCUCCCUGUGUGGAGGGGGGGCUGGACGAUCGAUAGCGGGUCCACUCUUUGGAGCUCCGCUCCGCUCCUGGCCCAACUCAUGGCCCUGUCCCUGGUGUGGUGACACCCGCCACCCGCCACCUACCCUGCCCUCCGCAUCGUCCAUGCGAUCCUCCUUUCUUUGCAUCUCGUGCUGAGCCCCUUUGUGAAAAAUUAAAAUGCAUGCAUGCGUGGGGGGAAUGGGAUGGGGGGGGGGGGCGGGCAAAAAUGAAUCAUAAAUGGGUUUAAUACUGCAAACCAAACAACAAUGCAGACUGCAAAAAAAUGAGAAACCUUAAUCCAACCUGUGUGCUCUCUGUUACUGUGUUAUUACACAUGUAUUAACUUUGUUAAGUCUGCUGGAUCCGCCCCCCUCCCUGUGAACUGUGACCUCUGCCUGGCCCCUGUGGAAUGGACUUCCUGUCUGAGAGCGAAUAAGAAAGGACUGAUGCUCAUAAAGGAUUGACGCUUAUGCCUCUCUGAGGAAAACGGAUGGAGCAGCGGGAUUGCGAUUCCUUGUCUUUGUCUCCUCCUGCAGGCCAGCUAGUGAACUGCAGUAUGGUCAUUUUGACAGUAAGGAAACCUCACCUUGGCCAAAUAGCUGGUGCUGGAACAUCAACCACAGAUUUAAUAAUGGAAACUACACAAGAACACUGAAAACUAAAGCAUAAAUGUGAAACAAAAUAUGAUACAGAAAAGAUUAAUUAUUGAAUAGCGGAUUAACAUGGUAAAACUAUCCAAAAAAGACUCUGAAGCCCUUUAUAGAAAUUACAUAUCAAGUGCAAAUAUAUCUAUAGUCUACUCUCUGAAGUGAUGACAAACAGAAAAUUUCCUGAAUGUUUCUCUGGACAGAACAACCUUGAUUUCUAAAUCAAACUGUAAAGCACUAACAAACAACAACAGGACUGAACUGACAUCACACUAUUGAACUGAGGUAGCCCGCAUGGACCUUUGUUCAAGAAUAUGCAGUCACAUCCCUUCUUUCCCCUAUCGACCUGGAGCCAGGCCGACCCUGAUAAGUGGUUAGACACUAUAAUUGCAUGGAACCGAUUAAAGAGAAGAGCCUUGACCUGUCAGGCCAGUCCAGGGGCGGGGUUGGUGAACUGCACUGUGACAUCACAUCUGCUAGCUCGAAUGCUAUUGGAGGAGAGCCAUUUUUACUGAUAUUCCAUAAAGGGUAUCUUUCCGCUUUACCAACUGAAAGUUUGCAUGCGUUUCCAGUAACUGCCUUGUGACACAUUCGUUUUCUUGGUAUCUAUUUUCUUUUUAAAUCUUUCCAGAAAGUUAGUCGAUAGCUACGUUAGCUGAUUUUACAUUUAACGGAUCACAGAAAGCACAGGCAGCCUAGCUGUAGCAUUACUUAUUAAGCAGCAUUGCGCUAAAACGAAUGAAUAAAGUCAACCCAUUUUUAAACGCGCGGUAGCAAAGUGAAACCUUAAACACUGUGAACGCUUCCUUCCCAUUAUUGCAUAAGUCUUCAGUCUGCUGUAACGCGCUUUCCUGCUUCAUAGAUUCGGUCUACCAUAAAUAGGAGUAUUACUGCUUGACUGCGGCAAACCUCGCACGUACUGCAAAAGCGCGUUAUAAAAAUGAAAAAGCGCUACUCGUCGUAUGCAAGUGACUCCCGUGUCGUUUCCCGUCUGCAAAAGGAACUAAUGACCGUAUUUUCACGUCUUUUGGUUCGUGAUUUUCCAUCUCUGGCAUACACCUUACUAGGUUAAAUUGUUGUUAUAGUGUAAAUAUUAUUAUUACUAUUAUUAUUAUAAUUAUUAUUAUUAUUAAUAAUGCAUUGCUGUAAUGUAUCAAUACCAUCUCUCGGACUCUAACACACCGGGUACUGCAAUAGUUGCAAUGCUCCCCCGUGGCAGUUUUAAAUUUUUAACCAUGGGCUCUUUUCUGAACUCCUUGAGUUUGACAAAAAAAAAAAUUCUAACUACUUGUUUGUGUUAACAGUCCAAAAACGAUUCCCCAUCAUGUGACCUCAAGAAACUUUUAGAAAAUACAAGGCCAGGUUUCAGGGUUGGAGAUAGUAGAAGGGGCAAUUUUGCAAUUUUGACCCAGGCCCAAGGGGGGCCUGGAUACGAGGUGCAACUAUUUUUAAUCUGUUAUAAAAUAUAUUAUAUUGGCGGGGGGCAAUAUAUUUUGUUUUGGGCCUGCAAAUUCAUAGCAGCGACCCUGCUGGAUUUACUGAUGGUUUUUGCACAUGCAAAUUGUAACUUCACCAAAGCAAUCCGUGGAAACUGGAAAUAUAGUUUUUUUUUUUUUUUUUCUGUGAAAAUCUUCAGUAAACCUGGCCCUUAGAAGGGACGGUUUAUUAUUCUGUCUCCUCAAAGUAAAUUGAAUUAUAAUUUGCUCCAGGAAAACCACUGAAGCCAAACGAUUACAAUCGUUUUCUAAAAUAUUGAGCUUUU
Molecule: messenger RNA, 5384 nt
Organism: Anguilla rostrata (American eel)
Lineage: Eukaryota; Metazoa; Chordata; Actinopteri; Anguilliformes; Anguillidae
Product: voltage-gated potassium channel subunit beta-1-like
Exons: 14
Coding region: 1711-2913 (400 amino acids)
Biological process (GO): potassium ion transport; transmembrane transport; negative regulation of delayed rectifier potassium channel activity
Cellular component (GO): cytoplasm; juxtaparanode region of axon; membrane
Molecular function (GO): potassium channel regulator activity; transmembrane transporter binding; voltage-gated potassium channel activity
Source: RefSeq, a predicted model, not a curated record